AUGGAUUUUGGAUUGCCGAACGGUUUUGUUUGCUUGCGGAAUCGAAUGCCAUUCAAAGUCAACGUCAAUUUUUCCAUACGUCAAUCGAUGUGGGCGGAAGAGCGUUCACGAUGGCACACAACCUUGGCGCGGAUUUUAGAUUAUCCAACAUUUUUGAUCACGUGUGGAAAGGCAACAUCAAGUAAGUCCCUUCUUGUUCUCUUGUAUAUCCGUAACACUCACGACAUUACGUUUUUCCAUACGCCAAUCGAUACGGACUGA
Molecule: messenger RNA, 261 nt
Organism: Macrosiphum euphorbiae (potato aphid)
Lineage: Eukaryota; Metazoa; Arthropoda; Insecta; Hemiptera; Aphididae
Source: the annotation of a GenBank genome assembly